AUGGACGGCGCCGCCGAGACCGUCGAGCAGAUGCAGGCCCGGCACCGUAAGGAGGCCAAGGACCUGCAGGGCCGCGUGACGAGCAAGAAGAAGAACGCGACCAAGAAGACGCGCAAGGGCGUCAACGACGAGUGCGCUGAGAUGGAGAGGCAGAUGAAGGAGAGGCAGGCCAAAGAGCUGGAGGCGCUGACGGGCGGGAACAAUGCACAACAACAAGAAGACGACGAAGAGGAGGAAGACGAGGCGCCGCAAAUACCGGACGAUGAGGCGCGGGAUGGCGGUGACCUGGCCGCGAAGAUGCGGGCAAUGGGCGUCAACGACCUUGCUGCGAAACCACCACAACAGCCAUCACAGCCGGCAGAAAGCAACGGGCCGGGGCCAGGCAAGAAGCGCAACCGCCAGAAGGAGCGGCUCGCGCGCCGCGCCGCGGAGCAGGAAGCCGCCGCCGAGGCGGCCGAGCAGGAGGCGGCGGGCAUGACGGACCACCGGGGCCGCGAGCGCGGGCGCAUGCAGGCCGAGUACGCGCGCCACGGGCUGGAGGAGCACGAGAUCCGGCCCGACGGGCACUGCCUCUUCUCCGCGGUGGCGGACCAGCUUGCCCAGGCCGGGGUGCCGCUCGCGGCGGCAGGGGAGAAAGGUGCGGUCGGCACAGGGGGAGGGGGAGGUGAGCCUGGGUACAAGGUCGUGCGGCGGGCGGCGGCGGGGUACAUCGAGGCGCACGGGGACGACUUCGCGGGGUUCCUUGAUGAGGACCUGGGCGGGUAUGUGCGCAAGAUCCGCGACACGGCCGAGUGGGGCGGUCAGCUUGAGUUGCUUGCGCUGGCGAGUGUAUACGGGGUUGAGGUGUGUGUUGUGCAGGAUGGGCGGACAGAGGUCAUCCGCCCGAGUGGUGACGGCGGGACGGGGGAGGGUGAGGAGAGGAAGAAGGUCUGGCUUGCGUACUACCGGCAUGGGUAUGGGCUGGGAGAACACUACAACUCGUUGAGGAGGAAGGCAUAG
Messenger RNA from Diaporthe amygdali, 999 nucleotides. Its product is annotated as otu domain-containing protein 6b. Bases 1 to 999 code for a protein of 332 amino acids. Gene Ontology annotation, biological process: protein deubiquitination. Lineage: Eukaryota; Fungi; Ascomycota; Sordariomycetes; Diaporthales; Diaporthaceae. Gene Ontology annotation, molecular function: cysteine-type deubiquitinase activity. The transcript has a single exon. The record is from RefSeq and is a predicted model, not a curated record.